GUCGUCGGUUGUGGUUGCUGUCUGUGUUCCUUGUCGGACUGAGUACUAUUAGCUAUCGCGUCAUAUACAUUGGUGUAUGGAAGAGUUUUCAUGCCCGACAACCUUGUGCAACUCUAUGGGAAAGGGUUGGUUGUCGAUCAAAGUAUCCAAUACUUCGCUGUAUGCCACAUCAGAGAAGUCCAGAGGAACGACACCACGACACGGUUGUGACGACGUUCGACUCUCUGUUAUAUCUCGAUGCUUGUCGUCAUGACACUUGUUCUCUAGUUGGCUCAUCCGGGAAUUUGAGAAAUUAUUUGCACGGGAAACUGAUUGACAAAAGCGACGUCGUCAUUCGUGUCAACAAUCCACCAAUCAGAGGAUACGAGGAUUAUGUGGGGACACGCCCAGCUGAUAUAUUAAUAUUUAAUGAUCAUAUUGCCAAUUGCUUUGGUAACAGCACUCAUCCAACUCUGUAUAUCCGUUCUACAGACAACGCUUUGACGAAAAAUGGAGGCGUUAUUAAGAAAUGUCAAGCACAUUGGGUUGCACCUUUGUACUCCUUCUCCAGGUUUAUUCAACAGCAAACACGGGCUGCAUUGCUGUAUUAUGCUGAGAGGUUUCCUUCUACACGCCUCUCCAUUCAUGCUACCAGUGGUUUGAAAGCCGUCCUGUUUAGCAUGAUGAUAUGCAGGCAGGUUGUGCUGUUUGGAUUUGGAAUGCAAGGAGCGAAGACGUGGCAUUAUUAUCCUCCUUACUCGAACUACACACCUUCUCACCACGACAUAUCUAUAGAAACAAGAAUAAUACAAGACCUAGCGAAUGGAACGUUUAGAAGUAGUCUAGCUGAUUUUCGAGAUGACACGUUUGGCAAACUAAAUAUUACAUUGUUGGGGUAUUGACGAAUAAAAGUUGAUUAUGAUAACAUCAGACAGCAAAAGCAAGAAUUGAGAUUACUCUACAAGUCCAUGCAGUUUAUCCGGUCAGUAGUGGACCAGGAUUUACCUAAACGAGAGGCCUAACUGUCUAUUUCCCGUAAGUGUAAGGAAG
Corticium candelabrum is the source of this 1029-nucleotide messenger RNA. RefSeq lists its product as uncharacterized. Gene Ontology annotation, biological process: sialylation. Gene Ontology annotation, cellular component: membrane. Gene Ontology annotation, molecular function: beta-galactoside (CMP) alpha-2,3-sialyltransferase activity. NCBI's taxonomy places the organism in Eukaryota, Metazoa, Porifera, Homoscleromorpha, Homosclerophorida, Plakinidae. Bases 162 to 881 code for a protein of 239 amino acids. The record is from RefSeq and is a predicted model, not a curated record. The transcript has a single exon.